AUGUCUACAAACCAAAGCUCAACUAUCCUUUUAACAAGGUUGCUAUCACUCAAGGAAAACUCACCUUUCUUGUUGGUGAUAGAUUCUCUUGCUCAGACAUCGUUUCACUUUUUGAAUGAAAUAAUUUCAAGAAUCUCUUCCAACACUAAAGUAAUAUACUUAUCCUUCGAAACAACCAAUAGACCUGCAUACGCUACUGAAUUCAUCGAAUGCUUGGACUUAACUACCGCCAAGAUCCUUGAGCUUGUGAAGAUACAUCUGACCUCAUCGCAGCCGUCUUCACUUGCAAAUCCAAAGACAUUCGUGAUAAUCGACUCGCUUAAUUAUGUACUGAAUUUAGAACUUUCCAGCUUCAUAACUGGCUGCAUAUCACCCAAUGUAUGUCUCUUAGGAUGCUUUCACAGCAAUAUUCCUGAACCACAGCAGCUCAUUAACACAAACUAUCCUUCAUCCUUAAGUAUUUUGUCAUUUAUUGCAAGUUCAAUCUUUGAAAUUGAUCCCUUAUACGACGAGAGAAAGAUCGACGAAGAAACCUUGGAAAAUUCUUUACUGACAAAGUUGAAGUUUCCCAUCAAUUGCAAUUUAAAUAGUGAAGUCUUCAAGGUUACAUUGAAAAACAGAAGAAAGUCAGGAAGAUCGCUAACAUUCAGGUACAUCUUGAACACCUCCAGUCACACCAUAGAAGUCUAUACAAAAUCCACAAGUGAACAAAACCAAGAAGAGGACGAAGAAGAAUUAUUGAAGGACUUGACCACAUUCAAUCUCACAACGAACUCCAAGCAAAAAAUUGCUAGAGAACAGGUGGAUUUACCGUUCAUGCAAGCACAAGAAGCGCUUGGUUCCGCAGGAGGUGCAAUUGUCUAUGAGUUUGAGAAGGACGAUGAUUACGACGAAGACGAUCCAUACGAAGAUCCAUUUUAA
Dujonia railenensis is the source of this 921-nucleotide messenger RNA. The record is from the annotation of a GenBank genome assembly. Lineage: Eukaryota; Fungi; Ascomycota; Pichiomycetes; Serinales; Debaryomycetaceae.